Molecule: messenger RNA, 1113 nt
Organism: Fukomys damarensis (Damara mole-rat)
Lineage: Eukaryota; Metazoa; Chordata; Mammalia; Rodentia; Bathyergidae
Gene: Wbp2nl
Product: WBP2 N-terminal like
Exons: 6
Coding region: 13-1104 (363 amino acids)
Biological process (GO): positive regulation of DNA-templated transcription
Cellular component (GO): nucleus
Molecular function (GO): chromatin DNA binding; transcription coactivator activity
Source: RefSeq, a predicted model, not a curated record
GCGGCGUGGCAGAUGCCCCGCCCGUUCCCGCGGACGGGCUGGUGGGAAGAGCCUCAUAGCAAGAUGGCAGUGAAUCAGAGCCACACCGAGAACCGCAGGGGGGCUGCCAUCUCUUAUGGUGAAAGUCUCUUGAAGCAGUGUUCGGAUGUGGAGCUCUCCUUCCCACGGCAACCAGAGGGCUCCAACCUCUUCGGUGGCACAAAGAGGGGAACACUGUUUCUCACUCCAUACCGGGUGAUUUUCGUGACCUCGCAUUCCGUCAACGACCCCAUGUUGUCUUUCACGAUGCCGUUUAAUCUGGUGAAGAACUGCACUGUUGAACAGCCGGUCUUCGGGGCAAAUUACAUCACGGGCACCAUUGAGGCAGCUCCGGAUGGUGGCUGGGAAGGACAGGCGACUUUUAAAUUAGUCUUCAGGAAAGGAGGUGCCAUCUACUUUGCCCAGUUGAUGAUGGAAGCCGCCUCUGCCGCUGCCCGGGGAUCUCCACUUGGAACAGAUUACUGGUUCGGCCCGUUAAGAAUUUAUGUCGUUACCGGACAGGGAGGUGUGUGCCCUCCGGAGGCACCCUGUCGAGCUAUUGCCUAUGGAGUCCCACCUCCAGGAUACGGAGCGCCCCCUGCGGGAUACAGCGCUCCACCUGCUGGACUUGAAGCGUCACCUGCGGGCUACGGAGCCCCGCCUCUCGGCUACGGGGCUCCGCCUCCAGGCUACGGAGUUCCACCCGGGGGCUAUGGUGUCCGGCCUCCCGGCUACGGGGCUCCGCCUCCAGGCUACGGAGUUCCACCCGGGGGAUAUAGUGUCCCGCCUCCCGGAUACGGAGCUCCAGCCGGAGGCUAUGGAGCCCCGCCUCCAAGAUACGAAACCCCGCCUCCGGGAUACGGAGGUCAACCCGGAGGCUCCAAGUCCCCACCUCCCAGAUACGAGGCCCCGCCUACUGGGCCUCGAGUCCCCAUUUCCGGACGGGAAACCCCACCUUCCGGGUCCCGAGCUCCGCCGACGGCCUCGGGUAUUGGGCGUCCUGACUCUGUGGCAGCCCAGAGUUCUGGAUAUGGGGUUUCUCCUUCCUCAUCUUCUCAGGCCCAUUCACCUCCUCCCAACAUGUAAACCUUGAAG